AUGAUAGAAGAAAGACAGCAACAGGGUGGUGGAGGUGCACCGCAUGGGAUCCUUGUAGCAAUAGUGGUAAGCAUAGUGGUAAUAGGACCUUUCCUUGUUGGAGAAGCCAUCACAGAAACAAUCUCUGAGCUGCUGAGCCCAAUGGGUCUCCUUCUUCUUCCCAUUGCACUUCUUCUCACCAUUCAGUUUCUCUCCUCAGAACGUGGUUCAUUCGUCUCUGCCAUGUUCUCUACCGGUGAACCCAACACCAUCCACCGCCUCAGCGGGUCACCGGUGGGUGUGGCCCUCUUACUCAUCAUCAUUUUGAUCCUUUUGUACAACAGGGUUUCCAUCUUCCACCACGUUGAUUCCGCUGAUUGA
Molecule: messenger RNA, 360 nt
Organism: Abrus precatorius (Indian licorice)
Lineage: Eukaryota; Viridiplantae; Streptophyta; Magnoliopsida; Fabales; Fabaceae
Exons: 1
Coding region: 1-360 (119 amino acids)
Source: RefSeq, a predicted model, not a curated record